AUGGAUCCCUAUACAGGGAACCAUUUGUGCAGUGCGGUGUUCAUCGACAGGGGCACGGUAUUGACCCCUGCAUCGUGUGUGAAUACCACAAAUGGUGAAGUAAGGGAUCCAUUCCCGAUGGUGGUAGCGAAUACUGCCCUUGUAGAUGGCAAAGAUUCAGGCGCAAAGUGGAUGAGAGCCUGUGAGCAAAUUAUUCACCACAAGUACACCGGCAAUGGUAAGGGUCAGAACAUCGCUCUUCUCAGAGUCAACGGAACCGUCCAGCACCCCUUGAGCAUAGGCAACAUUGCGCGGGCUGAGGCGUGGGAGAAAGUGGGAAGCGAGGGAGAACUGGUGUCGGCCGGUUGGUACAGGCCCUGGCGCAUGGGGGGCCCCUCCAAAGUUGGGCAGAGGAUAGCCGGCUGGAAAAUCGUGGCUCCAGAAGAGUGCCGCGACCUGCUUGGACAGGGAUCUGACGAGGACGUGUGUGCGCAGCCCCCAGUGAUCAACCAUUACAAAUAUGACCUGGGGGCCCCCAUGUUCUGGUCCAACGGCUCCGAUCUACAUCAUCCACAGGUUCUGUUGGGCAUGACUUCGUACGAAGGUCCCAACGCAGCCGGGCUUCUGAACCUGACGCUUAAUCGAGAUUGGCUGGCGAGCUCUGGUGUAGGUCAAUCUUUCGUUCAAGUAAAUGAUCACAAGGACUGUCGCAACACCAACGGCAUGGUGGGCCAAACGGACCAACAUGAAGAGCUCUGA
Ostreobium quekettii is the source of this 738-nucleotide messenger RNA. The record is from the annotation of a GenBank genome assembly. Lineage: Eukaryota; Viridiplantae; Chlorophyta; Ulvophyceae; Bryopsidales; Ostreobiaceae.